This is a messenger RNA of Closterium sp. NIES-67, 1207 nucleotides long. NCBI's taxonomy places the organism in Eukaryota, Viridiplantae, Streptophyta, Zygnematophyceae, Desmidiales, Closteriaceae. The record is from the annotation of a GenBank genome assembly.
UGCCGAAGGCGGAGGAAGGGGGAGGCGACAACAGCGCGGUUAAUCGGCGCAGCGGCGAUGACGGCCCAGGGUCGUUGACCGACCCGGGGAGGUCAGAGGGAAGCAUGAUGGGGGAGGGUGCGUUCCGCCGCGCCGACACGAUCAGCAACAAGACGCGCCGUAGCCGCCCCGCUGCGUCUGCGCGAGGUCUGCAAGGCGCUGCUGACGCCGCCGCCGUACAGCACGCGUUGCGGCUACAGAUGAUGCUGCCACUGGCCUCGCCGCCUCAGCUACAGCCGGAGCACGCCGGAUCCGCCUCUGCCUCCGCCUCUGUUACAGUCGCUGCUGUCACCGCGCCUGGAGCGACCGCCGCCUCCGCAGCCGGAAGCGCCGCUUCCCUCGCUGCUGCUGCUGCCACUUCAGCAGCCGCGGCUGGGCGGACCUCGCCCGGUGCGCUGAUGCUCAUUCCGCGCGCGCCCGCGGGGCAUCUCACGCAGAGGGACCGCGUGCACAUGAGCUUUAACAGCGCUUCCCCGCACCACGCGGCUGCAGCGGCGACUGCAGCGGCGGCGGCCGGCGCGGUUGCUGGGACGGCGGGCUCUGCGGCGGGCGCGCCUUUCCUGGUUCCGGGAUCAGGAUGGACCGCGGCGGCUUCCGCCACUGCCCCGACCGCCGCAAGCGUCGCGCCGGCCGCCGUCGCCGCAACCGCGUCCUCUGCGGCGUACUCGGCUGCGCAAAGCCUUGCGCACGCGCUUGGCGCGGGCGCGGGCGCGAGCUGGAUGGGCCCGCGGAGGCUUCCUGCCGGGCGGAGCGAGGGGAUAGCGUUGGUGGCGGACAACGGGGGCGCGCACGCGGGCGCGGAGAAAGAUGCGGGUAACCGGGAAGCUCUGGCGGCUACUCUCGCUGCUGCUGCAGCGAUGGCGGCUGCCGCGAUGUGGGCGAGAGGCAGGGAGGAGUCGUCGCAUAACAGCAACACGGGACAGCAGCACCUGCAACAGCAACAGUACCUGCAGCAGCCGCAGCAGCCGCCGCAGCAGAGGCAACAGAAAGUGACUUUCCCUGGAGGCGGCGGGGGCGGGGAGCGGUGUUACCAGCGUGGUGGAACGACCACAUGGCUUCUCUCAUCGCCGCCUCUCAUGCUGCUGCCAUAGCUGCCGCCCCUCCUGCCAACGCCCCAGCUACUUUCCUCCCAUCUAUACAUUUCCCUGGCGCUCCAACCCCCCACUUC